This is a messenger RNA of Archocentrus centrarchus (flier cichlid), 2991 nucleotides long. RefSeq names its product cdc42 effector protein 3. Gene Ontology annotation, molecular function: small GTPase binding. Gene Ontology annotation, cellular component: cytoplasm; plasma membrane; cytoskeleton. Gene Ontology annotation, biological process: regulation of cell shape; positive regulation of actin filament polymerization; Rho protein signal transduction. The record is from RefSeq and is a predicted model, not a curated record. The transcript has 2 exons. Lineage: Eukaryota; Metazoa; Chordata; Actinopteri; Cichliformes; Cichlidae. Bases 595 to 1491 code for a protein of 298 amino acids.
GGAAGAGGAGCAGAGUUUACUGUGUGCUCAGAGCUCCGCAGACAGGAAUCACCCGCACCGAGAGCUCUACCUGCUGCUCUCAGUCCGUGGAUCUUACGACCAAACUAGAAGCGUGUCUUUAUUUUCGGUGGAUGUCUGGAGUCAGUCUGUAGGUCUCCAGUGUUUUGAUGCCACAUUCCUGAAGUUUGUGAGGAACUCUGAGGACUGGCCGGGCAGCAGACAGCGAGGCAGCCAGAGAUCAGAGCCUUCAUCCCCUUCGUGCUGUUCGCCUGAGCCCGGAUAAAGACGAGGACGUUUGCUUUGAUAUGGAUUUUCUGUGCUGGAGAGGAAGGCAGAGGGAGCUGAUCUGAGGUCAAGGCCUUUCUCCUCUCCCUCCCUGAGUCACAUGUCUGCCUGAAGCUCAACCACCGUUGCUGCUAUCGCUACACUGACCGACCUAAAUACUUGUUUACUCGCUGGAAGAAGAAACGCAGAUUGGAUAACUGAGCUGGGAGCAGAGAAAGAGCCGAGAGAGCUUCUUAUCAACUCGACACUGUGUUUGCUUUCAGCUGAACUUCUGCUGUUGCCCAAUCCUCCUGAGGAGCCUCCAUCAAAAUGCCUGCAAAGACGCCCAUGUACCUAAAAACUACAACUCCCAAGAAGGGAAAGAAGCUGAAGCUCCGGGACGUCCUCUCAGGUGACAUGAUCAGCCCCCCGCUGGGCGACGUGCGUCACAGCGCACACGUGGGGCCCGAAGGCGAGGGCGACAUGUUUGGAGACGUGGGCUUCCUGCAGGGUAAGAUGGACAUGCUGCCGUCCAUGAGCCGGACGCAGAACGGCCACUCGCGCUCGCACAGCAUGGAGAGACACCUGGACGACGGCCUCACCGAGAAGGAGGACGCGCACAGCUACGCCUAUAACGGCUUCCAUUACCAGCACUCGUCCAGCGGCCUGCUGAAGAACACCAUCUCCAUGCCUGUCUUCAUCGCCCACGAACAGGCUCCGCCCAAACCGCCACGCCUCCACCUGGACGACCCCUCCCACAACCAUCAGCACCCUCCCGGGGCGAGCCUCAAACAGGCUGAUGGCUGCGAGCAGCGCCAGCAGCACCCGACCCUGUCCCUGUGUGAGAACGGCGUGGUGGGCCGCCUGGCAUCAGAGCCCUGCCGCGACAUCUCCCUCUCCCCCGCCAUCCGCGGGCUCGUCCCCUCCUCCGGCUCCUUCUCGGAGGGCUCUUCCGAGGACUCACUGUCAGAGACCUGCGGCUCGCUGGACGUUCGCCGCGGCCUCAGCCUGGACUCCGACGCCUGCCUGAGCAACGAGGAUCUGAGGAGCGAACGCAGCGAGUCGCCCUGCGCCGUCUUCCACCCCGCCGGCCUCACGGCGCCCUCCGGCGUGUCGCGGUCCGACUCCAUGGCGGGGUUAAACCUGGAUCUGGGCCCGUCCAUCCUGGAGGACGUGUUGAGUAUCAUGGACCGCUACAAAACCGAGGACAACCGCUGUGAGCUGUGAAGGAGAUUAAUGAGACAUACAGAUAUUUUUAUACAUGGUUUAAUAUAUAUCCUUAAAAAGAGACCGAAGGCGACAAAACAUUUUUCUUCUGCGGCUCCUGAGAGAGUCUGAUGGUGAUGGAAGACUACAGAGUGUGGAUGUUAUUCUGAAAUGCCUUCAUGAAAGCUGAACCUCGGGCACACAAACACUUAAACUGUAACACGGGGUUGCCAAAGGUCACACUCACACCGACAGUCUCACAAUGCCCAAACGGAUCUACAGACCCGCCUUUAUUUAAGAAACAGGGUUAAUAGUUCAGAGCCAAAAACAGGUCCAUACACAUGAUGUUGCUUCCAGCUGAUGGUGGAAGUCUUUCCUGUGACUUUACCCGCAGCUUCAUAAAGAUCCAUGUGAGAGUCCCCAAAGUGGAAGAGCUGCACAUAUUUACCCUCAUGGUCCAACAUCGCUGACUUCAUUAAUCAUUUAUAACAUUAACUAUCCCAGAAUUACUAAAACAGAUGAUUUUCUUUAAACCAGGUGUCCCACCUUACCUUUUGUCCCCCUGUCCCACAUCCCGAGACAGUGUCCCACAUUUUUAGUUGGCUCUAUUUUAGAAAAGUAAAACAUGUGACUCAACAAGAGAUGUGCUGAUCCAGAUGUUUUUUUGCAAUACAGAAGUGUCCAAAAACCGCUGGUGACUAAACCAACUUCAGCUUCCAUUUGUGCUUUCAGAGGAAAUGCAGGAUAUUUGUCGCUCAUCUGUAAGCCGCAUCAUUUUUGUGUGUUUAAUUGUCUCACAAAAACAUCCUCACCCUGAUCUCAGUCCAGCUGACAGCUGAAAGUUCAGCCCCGCUCUCAGUUAAUCAGUAACAUCAGCACAGCUCCGUUUAAUCUGCCUGCUAAUCUGACUGCUUCCCAGGAUUUCUGUUCACGUUUCUGCUUGUUAACGGUUAACAGAGUCAGAUACACUCAUCUCCAGACCGGCCCGGGAAAAUGGGAGGAAUCUCCAGCUGCACAGCUACUAAUUCUUUCAGGAUGUACAUGUUUUUAUGCAGCAGAGUUCAUAUUACAUACAUAGACUAAGCUACGAACUGCUAAUACCAAUAGUUUAAUGCGGCAGGUUAUAUUCUUCAUUUUUGGCUUCCUCCGGUGUGUUUCGGGGCUAAAAUGCUGAUGUUCUCAGUCUUUUAGACCCGCUCUUCAACUUUACUGUCGUUCUCUAACAGAUGUCUGUCUCACAUUUAACCAACAUUUCAACUGCCAGACUUGAUCUUUUUCAUCAGAGAGAAGCCGGUGAUGCUUAAUGUUGCUGUUUAAAGAGCUUUAAGUGUAAGAAUAAGAAAAAGUGCUGCUUUGUUGAUCAGUUUUCAGAUAUGUGUCUCUCUCCAUGCUGCGUCUCACUCUCUGCCGUUCACUGUCUGCAUGAUCACAGUAGCCUCUUAUUCAGAUGCCAUCUAUGAUGUAUGAUUCCUCUGUAAGCGUACGAAUAAAAUGUUUCUUACUGCAAAAACCUUGUGGUCG